AUGAGUAUCACGUCGCAGCCUGCAGGAUCCCCGAAGCCAGUCACGCUGGACAUGGUUAUCGAGUCCCCUCCGGCGUUGUUCCAGGAUAUUCCGCAGCAGUCAUCAGGCGCUCUCAUCUCCGGCUUGCUACGCGUUACGCCCAAGACCGGCGAUGUGGUGAUGAACAGCAUCACCAUGUAUCUGGAGUGUACCACGACCACCAAAAAGCCGGUAGAGGCUCGAUGCCGAGAAUGCAUGCAGACCGUUACUGAUCUAUACGAAUGGAAUUUCUUAAGCAAGCCAAAGACAUUUAAGGCCGGUGAAGGCACGGCAGACCUGCCAUUCUCGCAUCUAAUACCUGGCCACAUUCCCGUUACAACACACGGACAGAUAGGGAGUAUAGACUACUCCUUACACGUGCGUGCCAAGUCAAGCGACGGCCAGGAGACCGAGUAUCGCCGGGAACUCAUCAUUCAACGCGCGCUGCGGCCUGGUAACGACAAGAACAGCAUGCGUAUCUUCCCGCCUACCAACCUCACGCUGCACGUCACUCUACCGAGUGUGGUAUUCCCCAUUGGCGACUUCCCAGUGACGUGCCGUAUGACGGGGAUCACCACGAAAAACGACGACUCCCAAACGCGCUGGCGGCUGCGAAAACUCACCUGGCGCAUCGAGGAGAAGGAAACCAUGGUCAGCCCGGCUUGCAGCAAGCACGCCGCCAAAGUGGGAGGCGAAGGCAAAGGUCUGCAGCAAGAAAGCUCCCGUGAAGUCGGCACCGAAGAGCUCAAGCAAGGCUGGAAAACCGACUUCUCCGACGGCCAAAUCGACGGCGAAUUCAUGGCCGCAAUCGACAGCUCCAAGCAACCCCAGUGCGACAUGGAAGCCGCCAACGGCAUGAAGAUCUCGCACGUCCUCGUUCUCGAACUCGUCAUCAGUGAAGAAUGGGCUCCGAACAAGAAACCGCACCAAGCGACUCCGACGGGCGCGGCUAGGGUGCUGCGCACGCAGUUCAACCUGAACGUUACGGAGCGUGCUGGUUUGGGGAUCAGUUGGGACGACGAGCAGCCGCCUAUGUAUGAGGAUGUGCCUGCUAGUCCGCCACAUUAUCAAAACGACCAUACGAGUGUGCAUUUCUACGAUGAGAAUAACAUACAGGGGGAGAUCGAGCACCUCACACUCAACAAUUGA
Molecule: messenger RNA, 1167 nt
Organism: Baudoinia panamericana UAMH 10762
Lineage: Eukaryota; Fungi; Ascomycota; Dothideomycetes; Mycosphaerellales; Teratosphaeriaceae
Exons: 1
Coding region: 1-1167 (388 amino acids)
Biological process (GO): ubiquitin-dependent endocytosis
Cellular component (GO): cytoplasm; cytosol; plasma membrane
Molecular function (GO): protein-macromolecule adaptor activity; ubiquitin protein ligase binding
Source: RefSeq, a predicted model, not a curated record